GGGGUGGGAGGGGAGCGAGAGGGGAGGGCUCGAGAGCGGGGCGAGCCGAGCCGAGGAGAGCGAGAGGCUCUGCGGAGGUUUGGAGUUGCACUGUCUUCCCGGCUCCUCUCGCAGGACGUUUCCCCCCCGAGCCGGGCAGCGGGCACGGCCGGAGACACGCUGCUGCCAGCGGGGGAAGGCGGGCUGCUCCGCCGCGGACAGCCGGGCAGGGGGCUUCCACCCACCCAGCCCCGCGCACACCCCCCACCCCCUUCUCCUCGCACACACAUAUAUGUGCGUGCGGGCGCGUUUUUGGCUGCGCUGGAAGUAGCGCGCGGUAGACGGCGAGGAAGUCUCGGCAGCCUCCCCCGUCGCCCGCGCUGUCAGGAAUAGCGGCGUGAGAGGAAGAAAGGCCCUGGGGCACUACACCCUGCCAACGAGUUCCCUGCACCAGCCAGAAGGACUCCAGCUACAUGGGCAAACGCCUGGACCAGCAGCCAAUGUACCCCCAGUACACCUACUACUACCCCCACUACCUCCAAACCAAGCAGUCCUAUGCACCAGCUCCCCACCCCAUGGCUCCUCCCAGCCCCAGCACAAACAGCAGCAACAACAGCAGCAACAACAGCAGUGGAGAGCAGUUGAGUAAAACCAACCUGUACAUUCGAGGCCUUCCACCCGGCACCACUGACCAGGACCUUAUCAAGCUGUGCCAGCCGUAUGGGAAAAUUGUGUCCACAAAGGCAAUUCUUGACAAAAACACAAAUCAGUGCAAAGGUUAUGGUUUUGUAGAUUUUGAUAGUCCGGCAGCAGCACAGAAAGCAGUAGCAUCUCUCAAAGCAAAUGGCGUGCAGGCGCAGAUGGCAAAGCAACAAGAGCAAGAUCCCACAAAUCUAUACAUCUCAAAUUUACCUGUUUCCAUGGAUGAGCAGGAACUGGAGAAUAUGCUGAAACCCUUUGGACAUGUCAUUUCCACCCGAAUAUUAAGAGAUGCUAAUGGUGUCAGCAGAGGAGUCGGCUUUGCCAGAAUGGAGUCUACAGAAAAAUGUGAAGUAGUAAUUCAACAUUUUAAUGGCAAAUAUCUGAAAACCCCACCCGGUCUACCAGCCCCUACUGAGCCUUUGCUGUGCAAAUUUGCUGAUGGAGGGCAAAAGAAGCGCCAGAAUCAAAGCAAAUACACACAGAAUGGAAGGCCGUGGCCCAGAGAAGGAGAGGCUGGCAUGGCUUUGACUUAUGAUCCAACAGCUGCUAUACAGAAUGGAUUUUAUUCCUCACCGUACAGUAUUCCAACAAACCGCAUGAUUCCACAGACAUCAAUCACGCCAUUCAUUGCUGCUUCCCCUGUCUCUACAUAUCAGGUCCAGAGUACUUCAUGGAUGCCCCAUCCGCCAUAUGUUAUGCAACCAACAGGUGCUGUGAUAACACCAACAAUGGACCACACUAUGUCAAUGCAGCCAGCAAGCAUGAUGGGCCCUCUGACCCAACAGAUGAACCACCUUUCCUUGGGCACAACAGGAACGUACAUGACUGCUGCUGCACCUAUGCAAGGGACCUACAUUCCCCAGUACACUCCUGUGCCUCCAACAGCUGUCCCUAUUGAAGGUGUUGUUGCUGAUACUUCUCCACAGACAGUAGCAUCUUCAUCACAGGAAGCCAGUGGUCAACAGCAACAGAUGACAGUGGAAACAUCCAGUGAACAUGCGCCUGCAUAUUCUUACCAACAGUCUAAGCAACGAAGGAGAGGCAAUGUACUCAGAAUGAACUGGGUGGUAUAAGGACUCUGUACUCUCUUUACAAUAAACAGGACUGAAGAAUGUCGGUCUGAAAUCUUUGCCUUGAAUGGAGAAACUUCACUGAACAAGAAGUUGGCUUCCAGUUUGCACAGGCGUCAAAUGAAUGCUUUUUUUUUUUCUACCUUUCCCAACAAAAACAAAACAGUGUUUUUAUGUGCUGUGCAAAUGGUUCCGUCAUGUAGUCUGACAAUUUUAUUUUUGCUAUUUUUGUUUUGUUUUGUUUUUUUCCUAAAAAAAAAACCCAGAGGAAAAACACUGGGUUAACAUUUCAUCUGGACGAACAUUUGAAUUCAGAAUUUACCUGGAGGUGUAGCUAGAUUUUUUUUUUCUUUUCUUUUUUUUUUAACAGAAAAACUGAUGAUGUCAAGAGGGAGCAAGUUGAGAUGAAAACCAAUUGUCUUCCUCAAAAAUUAAGCUACUCUUUUUCUCUUGUUUUCUUUUUCUUCUUGUUUUAAAUCUAGAGUGUUUUUUUGGGUUUUUUGGGGGUUUUGUUUGUUUUUUUAAAGAAAUGUUUAGGUAAGGUUUAUCUUGAAUCUUAAUUGCCUUAAUUUUAAGGACGUCAAAGGCUCUCAAGGCAAGCUGUCAACGUCUUGUUAGAAAACCCGAGAAUGAAUUGAAACUGCUCACACCGGUGCUGGUGCAGAAGUUUAAUAGACUGAGUUUUUGGGGUGAACAAAAAAUAAACUGUACAGUUUAAAAGAAAAUGAUUUUCUUCUUUUGAAGAAAAGUUGAUGAUAAAGGAACUGUGGCAACUGAAAGGAUUGGAAAAAUGCUGGGACUUUUAUGAACUUUGUCUUAAGUGUUGACAGAAAAAAUUCUAGAAGGCUAAAGCAUUUUACAGUAAAGUUAUUGAAUUGAGAAAAAAACUUGCUGCAUUAUAGAGAAUGCAGGGGUUUUUUUUUUCAGAAUGCAGAUUUUUUUAUUUACAAAGCGUGAUCGCUAGCAAAAGCAUUAGUGCUUUUUAUCUGCAGUCUUUUUUAUGAGCUUUAAGAAGUUUUUAGUCUGCUUUGCUUGUCACAUUGCAAAAACCUAGCUUAAGAGCAUUAAAAAAAAACUUAAGUAGAUAGGAGCUUAUGGUCAAAAAAGUGCAAAAAAAAAGCAAUAGAUAGAAGAAAUUGUUGACAAUUUCUGUAGUCUUUCCUAGUUGUGAACAAAUGCAGCCUAUGGAUGGCCUAUUUUAUACCAAAGAUGAAGUGACACCCUAACGCAGUCCAGAAGAUAGAGGUUUUUUUCUUUUUUUAUCUUUAUUUGACCUACAUGGCCGGACCAGUUCUUACUUUCUUGUUUGUUUAAACUAUCUUCCACUGGUGUUUUACAUACUGCAUAUGUUUAUAGUGGAAAUCUCAGAAUAGUUGGUAUUAGAAGGCAGUUGAUGGUGAGCUUUGGAGAAAUGCCCAAAGCAAGAGGGAGUGGGUUACCAACUAAUCUGUCCAGGUGGGCUUUAAUUUUUAUGAGUUUUUCUGUUAAAUUGCCUGAUCUUUGGUAUUUCUACUGAAACAACAGUCUUCCUUCUGAAUUCCAACAUACCACAGAUUCAUUUCUUCACCUCAGUCUUUGUCAUCGUCCAGCAUGCAUAGCCACCUUAAUUCUGCAUUUGUUUUUCAGUGAUGCAUUUGAAUUGCCAGUUAGAUGCAAGAGAAAGCAAACUUGAGCUUUGUUCUCAUUUUAGCUCUCCCAUACAAGCAGAAAUGUUGAAAACUACUUUGUAUUGUCAUGCAGGCAGGAAGUUAAAAAGUAUUCUUCUCUGCUACCAUUUCUAUUGUCUUAAUAGUUGGCUGACAAUCACUAAUUAGUAUGAUUAGGCAAAAAAAAAAAAAAAGACACUAACUAAAGUUGAUCCACUGCAACCUGUUUUAGGAAAUCUUGAUAAUGGCCCUUACUUUUUUCCAAACAAACAAACAAAUAAGGUGAGAAGCAAGUCAAAAGAUGAUUUUUUUCCUUAGGAGGCCAGAGAGAAGCAGCAUUAAAAUAUAUACAUACACACAUGUAUCUCUAUAUGUAAAAAUGAAACCAAACAUUUUUCAACUUUCCUCCAUCCAGAAGAGAAGGGAAGCUUCAUCACAUUUAUUGUGGUGCAUUAGAGACAGGGUAUCAAUUAAAAAUAAUGAAAUGAAAGCAUAUAUAUUGGAUCAAUCUUAUUCACCUGCCCAAUUCUAAAGAGAUCUGUGUUUCCCUAACCAGACUUUUUUGGGGAAAAAAACACAAUUAUUUUUUUAAAUUGAUAAAACAAGAUCAUAUUUUUUAACAUGGUGGGGGGAGGGGGUUUCCCAAGUAAAUGGCUGCUAGAUAUGCAACAUAGAAAAGAGAGCAAUGGGAGUUCACAUGGUUCUUCACCGUAGGAAGAGGGCCUGAUUUUCAGAAGCAGGAAAACUGCUUUCUCCAGAGUAGUUGUUGCUAUUUAACACUUCUGAAAAUCAGAUCAUGCCAAAGUAAAAAAACAACAUCCAUAAGAUGUUUUCAAUUCAGGAAAACAAACAAAACAAUAAUAAAAAAACAAACAACAGAGUCUUUCUGUUUCGCAUGCUGUCUCAUUAUUCGUUGCUUUCUGAGAGUGGCACUUGAAUUUUGUCCUUGGAUAAAGGUUCCGUCUCUGAGGGUAUAUGAGGGAAAAAAAUCGAUCUAGCCUUAUUUUCUUUCUACAUGUACUCUCUUUCUGUCUGUCUCUGAAUUCUUUGUACAAUAGAGAUAACCCCAGGCACAAGUUAGUUAAAUAAGAAAUAAACACAUUUGUUUCUGUGUUAGUUCUAAUGUGACACACAAAAAGUCUCAUUUACUAUCAACAAUGAGGCUACAAGGUAGCUACCAUGUGGCUGAUGAAUAUGCUGAGGUACCUUCUUGUUUCUAUUCAGAACUCUCCUGCUUUAUUUAUACAUUCAGAAACAUUUUUCUUAUUUUUUUCAGCAAAGUUAAGCAAUCUCAGUGUUUUUUAUUAAGCCAGACAGGCAACAUGAUAUCACAAUGUCUGUCACUUUCAAGAUUUCAAGUGCAUUCUGUAUUAGAAUUGUUCCCUUUUUUUUCCAUGCUCUAAUGUUUAAUAGUGUUUGAAAUCAAAAGAAACAGAGCAAAGAAGUAGAGGAAGAAGAAGAGGAAAGAAAAUGGAUCCCUUAAAUACAAUUGAUCAUCUUACUGAUCCACCAAAAAAACAGUGAACUGGUGCUUGAAAGUCUAUGAAUUAUAAACAAUGUGAGCCUUGAGUAUAAACAGUCAUAGAUCAUAAGGUAAGAAAAAAACUUAUUUGGAACAUACAAAAUGCUCAGAAGGUGGUAAUUUAUUUGUAAAUGUUAAAGAUGAGAUACAGGAGAACAGUGGAAGAGCAACAUGCAGCAUGGGUGUUGUCAUAGGACAGGAAUACUUGGUGGCCUCUGAAAUCUAAAAUUAGUUUUCUUUAUGUUCUGGCUAAUAGCAAUUCGUUUAUUAUAAUUAUCAGUUUGAGUUUCUGUUUUCCUUUUUUUUUUUCCUUUAUUUGAAGACCUGAAUUUGUCAAUUUCUAUGUCUUACCAAUUUAGCUUUAAAUAUCAGGAGGGUUCCUGAAAGGUUGCAAAAACAACUCUAGAAGUCUAAGGCAAUGGUGCCUGGCCCAGAAGUCUGGAAGUAGCAUCAAAUCCAUAAGCUGAACUGCAUAUUUACUUUCCAUCACACCUGAAUACUUGUAAAUAGUCAAAUAUGGAUGUUCAGGUUUGGUAUUUUUGUUUGUCCUUAAAAGAUAAAUACAGAAGGGGUGUCAGAAAAAUAUGAAUUAUGGCUAGAAAACUCUGAAUACCUGGGCUCAUCACUUAACAUUGAGGAAAAAAAAAGUAUUGAUACAGUGCAACUGAAGAGAGUAUUAUACUUGCAGGUGCUGACUUGAGUGUAGAUCAGGGCACUGAAAAAUCUCACUGUUCCCUGUGAGAUUGCUGAGGGACUCUUCUUCCUAUCUGGCUCUACUGCAGGUUUGUAAGCACUUUUCACCUGUGACAGUCAGGCCUCAAAUUGUGAAUGUCCUCUUACUGCCUUCCAGUGAAACAGAUUCUUGAGAUGUCCUUAGCUUGUGCUUACUUGUAUAAUUCUGUUUACCAAGAGACUGCCUUGGUUGUGUUGGUCAAGAAAUCCACCAUAAUGCAGAAUGAGGCGUAUUUGAGAGCAAUUGCAUCACAUUGUAUCAUCUUCUGCUAUGGAUGCAUGCCCAACUGUGGAAGAUAAAUCCUGGUGAUUAGAGAAGUGAGGGCAUAAACUUUCAAUGGGCAAUGGGAUGAAGCAUUCAAAUGGAUUUUUACUCAAGUAAAAAUCAAACGAAGGGUAUUAUUUAUGUAUGUAUGUGUACCAAAACUCAGCAAAUUUGAGGAAGCCUGCAUUGUAAUAAAGUUUAUUUUUAAUAUGUCAUAGUAUUUGGAUCUAUAUUAUGUUGUUUAUGGUACUGAAGGAUGAGACUGAUACUAAGUGUUUACCAAAUUGCCAUGCUUCGUGAUUUUAAGCUUGAUGGUGCUCCUCAUGCCACUUCAUUUUAAUGCUGAAGUUGACAUGAGCAAAACAGGUAUAGGAAGACUUGCUGAACCCCACCUAUAGCUAGAGUCAUGCUAAAGAGUGAUAAUGUGCUUAACGUAAUGAAUCAAUCCAUUUUUAGUGAUAAGACCAAAUGUGGUAGUUGAAGAUAGUAGUGUUUGAUACACACAUGGUCAACAUUUCCUUUCAAAACUUUAUUUAACAUGAAAUUGGUCCAGAUAUUAAAGAAGUGCCCUAGGGUAAGGAUUUUCCUCGUCUUUCUCAGUAGCCCACCUGAGCAAAGAAAACAGUCACGGUGUGAUGGAAAUGCAAAGCAGAAAACAACAAAAAUGCUGACAUUUGGUAUAUUAGUCUUUUUUGUUUAAUGACAAUUGACUCUAAUGAUGUCUCCUUCCAUUUUUUAUACACAUUCAUGCAAUCAUGCACACACACUUUCUCAGAAGGAGGGCUGAGUGAGCAGCAGACUUCCCCUCUCCCUUGGUGGAGCGGAUUUCUAGAAUCUCAGCAAGCAGCAAAGAUGCAGUGUAAGGAGAGUUAUUUUCCCCUCAAAAAGAGCACCAACAUUUUCCACGUUGCUCCUGUCACCCAAAUAGGCUAGAGCGCUGUAUGUACAACAGAGGUUUAGUCACCUUUGUGCCCCAAAGCAGGCAGAAAAGACCCUUUCUUUUCCCCUUUAUUAACAUGUUCUUUGUUAAAAUUAAACAGAAAAUUAUGAGAGAAAAGCUGUAAAAAAAUAAAUCGCAGUGUUGGCUUAGUUUUCCAUGAUGAGAAAAAUUCUUAUGUUCAGUUCAGUUGUUAAUUACCCAACAGUGUCAGCUGAGUUCUUUCACUUUGCUAAAAAUGUGUAAUGAAGUAAAAAAUGUCAGCCUUCGACAGGUUCACAAAUAUAUUUUUCCUUGUAGGGCCAAAGCCUGCAAGGUUUAAGCACCUUCCAAGAACUGGUUCUGUUGUCCUUAAGAGAAUACCUGCCCAACGUUAAUUUUUUGCCUUUAAGUGUCUUUCUCUUGGAUAAUAAUUUUAUUAAUUUGGUGAAAUUUACCGUCAGUUAUAUUUUUUAAAGCCCAAAAAUACAGCGUAGAGAACAUGAUGUUUAUGUAACUAAAGUAUUAUUAAAUAUGCUGUAUUCCAGAGUGGAAGAAAAUUCUACUAUCUUUUGGAGGCAAAACAAUUUUAUGUAAAAACCAGGAAGCAUACAGAAUUCAUCUAGGAAUUUUAAUUGUUUUCCUUUUUAAAGGAGAAUGAACAGAUUCUGUCUCAAAGAAAAAUCAAAGCAGCUUUGAAAUCAGAUGAACUUCCCAUCAAGAAAAUGUGCAUCACACAAAUGGGACAGAGGUUCUUUAAAGCCCUUACAGACCUCACUGUAGCCAAAAUGUAGAAUACAGAACCUCUGUGAUACAUUAAAUUAUGAAACUUAUUUAUAUGGGCAUCUGUGUGCUGAUGUCUCAGAAUGUCUUUGAAAGAUCUGUACUGCUAUGAUUUAUUUUUUUUAUGUUUUCCAUUUGUACCACAAUCCUAAUAGCUGCCAUUUUCCCACUCCUGGGGCUUUCUGUAGAUCAGUGGAUGUUAGGUUUAAACUUCUGUUUUCUUUGAUGAAGCUUUCAAUAAAAAAAUAAAGAAAA
This is a messenger RNA of Apus apus (common swift), 7870 nucleotides long. RefSeq names its product RNA binding motif single stranded interacting protein 3 (gene RBMS3). Gene Ontology annotation, molecular function: poly(A) binding; poly(U) RNA binding; mRNA 3'-UTR binding. Lineage: Eukaryota; Metazoa; Chordata; Aves; Apodiformes; Apodidae. The record is from RefSeq and is a predicted model, not a curated record. The transcript is spliced from 15 exons. Gene Ontology annotation, cellular component: ribonucleoprotein complex; nucleus; cytosol. The coding region runs from base 453 to 1754 and encodes 433 amino acids.